AUGGUGGAAACUAGGGCACAGGCAAAACUCAAAAACAAAACAGUCAGAACCUCGGCCAGCGGUCCAAUAACGACGGAUCGCACGGCCUUGUCCAUGGGAGAGCAAGCAGUCGUGGAAGAUCUGAUGGCAAAGCAGGCCUACAGGAUAGAAACAUCCUUUAUGGCCGUAAUGGACAGAUUCUCCUCGGAGCUACGGUCAGGAGAGGAUGUUGUUGACAUUGUCCACAACGCCUCCCAGAGCCGGACAGAGAGGCCAAGAGCGCGAGAGGUUCGAGCCCUACGGCGAAAGAAGCAACGUCGGCGUCUCUGGCCGUACCCAGGCGUCAAGUUACGGCCAGCAUUCACAGGCACCGACAAACAUGGUUAA
Molecule: messenger RNA, 366 nt
Organism: Prunus armeniaca (apricot)
Lineage: Eukaryota; Viridiplantae; Streptophyta; Magnoliopsida; Rosales; Rosaceae
Source: the annotation of a GenBank genome assembly